This is a messenger RNA of Pediculus humanus corporis (human body louse), 2181 nucleotides long. RefSeq lists its product as uncharacterized. The transcript is spliced from 10 exons. Gene Ontology annotation, molecular function: lipid binding. Gene Ontology annotation, cellular component: mitochondrial inner membrane. The coding region runs from base 1 to 2181 and encodes 726 amino acids. Lineage: Eukaryota; Metazoa; Arthropoda; Insecta; Psocodea; Pediculidae. Gene Ontology annotation, biological process: ubiquinone biosynthetic process. The record is from RefSeq and is a predicted model, not a curated record.
AUGGAAGCUAAUCCUGAAGAAGGAAUACUGGAAUUUUUAGAACAAAUGGAUGAAGCAGAUACUACUAAAUUUCCAAUUAUAUUAAAUUUGCUAAGAAUACUUUUAAAUAGAGAUGUUUUAAAAGAAAAUAGAUUAAAAUCAUUAGAAUGGACACUUAAUUCGAUAAGGUCAUAUAUAGAAAAUUUUCCUUUCGAUGAAAUCUACAAUGAAUUUGACAGUACAGAAAAUGAUAAUCAAUUAUGUGAUACUGAACAAAUAUUAGAAAUAUUAAGUGUUUUGAAUCAUGUUCUGACAUUUUUUGAAUAUUUUGUUGAGGAAGCAGUUGAAAACCCUGUUGAAGCUCACGAGCUAAAUAUUUUAAUUUCAUCUAGACUUCUUCAAAUGUUUGAUAUUUUACUGCCCUGCAUUAACAUAGAUAAAAGUCUUAUUUUAAAAUUAAUUUCUAAUCCAAUGCAUCUUCUUCAAUAUGUUUUUUUUCGUGCUAUAAAUGUUAGCGAUUUAAAAUCGAAAUCUAGUAAAUCAGAAAUUGAUGAAUGCAAUGAUGGUUUUCUUAAUGGAUGCGAUGUCACAAAUGUCGCAUAUAAUGUGAAUCCAUUUGAAGACAUAACAGUAGUGUCUAAUUUAUCAUAUGGCAUUGAAAAUGAACAUGAAGAUAUUAGAUUGCCAAUGGUUUACAAUCCCAAACAUAUUAUGUUAUCAUUAAUAUACGUAACAAUUCCAUUUUUUGAAAAGAAAACAAACACAGCUACAAAUAAUGGAUUGAAAUUUUUAAAAUUGUUACUUGAUCAAUUAGUUCACUCUUUGGAAAAAGCAGAUUUGUAUUUUUCAAGUCAUAAAUAUAUUCUUAUGCAUUUAAAUAGCAUAAUGGUUUAUUCUCAAGUGAAAGAAAAUCGUAAUUUAGCUUUAACUUGUUUUAAAAGCUACAUAACAUGUUUUAAUUGGGAAGGCAGAUAUUUAUUACUGCUAAGAAUAAGAACAUUAAUAGAUCAUUCUGGAACUCUGGGAUAUUUAAUUGUUCUUAUCAAAGAAUUACUUUCUAAUUUUUUGGAACUAUCGAAAAAUUUAAAAUUAUAUCACAAAUAUAAUAAUUCUAAGACUGAUUUAGUUGAGAAUGCAGAUCACAUUAUUUCAUCAUUGAAUGUAUUGAAAUUUUUAAUUCUAAGAGAUAAGGAUGAUGUGACAGACAUAAAACGUUUUUUUACUAAAAUCAAUGCAGAGUUUUUAGUGCCAUUAAAGGAAAACAUUAAAAAUUCAAAAAUAUAUUAUGAAAUGAAACUAAAGGAUUUAGAAGGGAAUGAUAAAAGGAAUGAAUCAGAUUUGUCCAAAUCUGAUUUAGAUAUUGAACUUACAGUUAAAAAUCAAACUUUACCAAAAUUAACAAAGGAACAGCAAAAAACUGCUUACAUGUCUUGUUUAAAUGCAAAAAGAAGGUUUCGCUGUUGUUUUUUUAAAAUACGAAAUUGUUCAACAAAAAAUGAUAAUCAAGAUAAAAAAGAAAAUUCCUCAGAUGAUCAUCAGUAUGAGAGUAAUAUUAGGGAAAAAAUAUUAAAUGCUUCCCUUGACUUUGUACCCGUUCACGGAUGGUCUAGAGAAGCCAUAAGCAACGGUGCUGAAUCUGUAGGGUAUCCAGGGAUAGCAAAUGGAAUAUUUCCAAACGGUGGAGCAGAUGUAAUUAAUUAUUUUUAUGUAAAAUGUAAUCAAAAAUUGAAAGACUACAUGAUAAAAGCUACGGAUAAUCCUCAAACAAUUAAAGAACCGCAAGAUUUUAUUAGAGAUUCAAUAGAAGUACGGUUGAGAAUGCUUAUUCCUUACAUUCAAAAAUGGCCGCAAGCAAUUGCAAUUAUGAGUUUACCGCCAAAUGUUCCUGUCGCUCUUGCCAAUUUACUUGCAUUAAGCGACGAUAUAUGUUUCUACGCUGGUGAUAAAUCCGUAGACUUUAAUUGGUACAUACGUAGAAUCGGAGUUAGUGGUAUUUACAAAGUAACGGAAUUAUACAUGAUUCAAGAUAAAUCGACGGAUUUUCAAGAAACUUGGAAAUUUCUAGACAGAAGAUUAGUCGAAGCCAUACAAAUUCAACACAUUAUUAGCAGUGGAAGUGAAGCUUCAACCGUUGCAAAAGAUGUUGUCAGUGCUGCUUUUUCAACGGCCAGAAAUAUACUUCAUUUAAACGAUCCCAGGUGA